CGGGACAUGACGACACGAGGGACCCUGGAGUCAUUUAAAAGGUCACCUUUCUGCUUGAUCUUCUUCGUCCAGCCUAGAAAAAAUAGAAAGCAUUUCUUCAUACGGUCAUAUUUCCUCCCUGGGCUCUGUAAUAAUCGUUGUCUUGUCCCAGGCACGCUCGUGCAAAUAUUUGAGUGAAAUCAUCCACCACCAGACCGGCCGGCGCGAAGAUGGCCCCCACGAAGAGAGACCGGGGCAUCCGGAUUGCCAUUGACCGCGGAGGGACAUUUACCGACUGCGUCGGGAAUUUUGGCGGCGAAGACCUCGUCAUCAAACUACUGUCCGAGGACCCGGGGAAUUACCAGGAUGCUCCCCUCGAGGGGAUCCGUCGCAUCAUGUCCCACUUUCUCGGACGAGAGAUACCCCGCGGAGAGCCUCUGGACACCUCCAGGAUCGACUCCAUCCGGAUGGGCACGACCGUCGCCACGAAUGCGCUGCUGGAAAGGAAGGGCGAGAAGAUCGCCAUGGUGGUCAGCAAGGGCUUCAAGGACUGUCUGGUGAUCGGGAACCAGUCCCGGCCCAAGAUCUUCGACCUGGCCAUCCACAAGCCGGACGUGCUCUACUCCGCCGUCGUCGAGGUCGACGAGCGCGUCACCCUCGAGGACUACGCCGAGGAUCCGCAGAGGCACGUCACCAAGGCCGAGGUCCGGGCCGGGACCGACGAGGCAAGGAGCCACGACCUGGUCAUGGGCCUCUCGGGAGAAGCCGUGCGCAUCCUGAAGCGGCCGGCGGAGGAGGCCAUCCGGGCGCAGCUGCAGGAGAUCUACGACGGCGGCAUCAAGAGCGUGGCCGUGUGUCUGAUGCACGGCUACACCUUCCCGGACCACGAGGCCCUGGUCGGCAAGGUCGCCAGGGAGAUUGGCUUCCAGCACAUCUCGCUCAGCCACGAGCUGAUGCCGAUGAUCAAGCUGGUCUCGCGCGCGACCUCGGUCUGCGCUGAUGCGUACCUGACGCCCGCCAUCAAGAAGUACAUCUCGGGCUUUCAGCAGGGCUUCAAGGGCGGCCUGGGGACGAGGAGCGUCAAGCAGGAGGAGGGCAGCCGAGGCGCCCGUUGUGAGUUCAUGCAGAGCGACGGCGGCCUGGUUGAUGUGGAGAAGUUCACUGGUCUGAAGGCCAUCCUAUCCGGGCCGGCAGGGGGCGUCGUGGGAUAUGCCAUCACCUCGUACGACGAGAACACACGGAUCCCGAUUAUCGGCUUCGAUAUGGGCGGCACCAGCACCGACGUGUCCCGUUACGGCGAGGGCCGAUACGAUCAUACCUUCGAAACGACUACGGCCGGGGUCACGAUACAGUCUCCACAACUGGAUAUUAACACCGUCGCGGCCGGCGGCGGAUCCAUGCUGUUUUUCCGCAACGGACUGUUCGUGGUAGGCCCCGAGUCGGCCGGAGCCCAUCCCGGCCCGGCAUGCUACCGGAAAGGCGGGCCGGCGACAGUCACGGAUGCCAACCUCGUUCUCGGCCGUCUGCUGCCCGAGUUCUUCCCCAAGAUCUUCGGCAAGAACGAAGACGAGGGGCUGGAUGUCGAGGCCAGCAAGAAGGUCCUCCAGGAGCUGGCUGAUCAAAUCAGCCGGGAGACUGGAAAGGACAUGGACGUUGACGAAGUCGCGUACGGCUUCUUGACUGUAGCCAACGAGACGAUGACCCGGCCUAUCCGAAGCAUCACCGAGGCAAAGGGUCACGACUCGUCGAAGCACAGGCUGGCGACAUUUGGUGGCGCGGGCGGGCAGCACGCCGUCGCCAUCGCCGAGUCAUUGGGCAUCAAGCAGAUCCUGAUCCACAGAUACUCCUCCGUGCUGUCGGCUUACGGGAUGGCAUUGGCCGACGUGGUCGACGAGAGACAGGAACCCGACUCGAAAGUCUGGGAGGAUGAAGGCCAAGUUGUCGACGAGCUGAAGGACAAGAUGGAGAAGCUCAAGAAUAAGUCCCGCCAAGCGCUGAGAGACCAGGGUUUCGAGGAUAGCGAUAUCGUCUUUGAGGAGUACCUGAACAUGAGAUAUCGAGGCACAGAGUCCGCCUUGAUGAUAAUCAAGCCCAACGAGGACGACGCCAAGGAGUUCUUCGAUGGGAACCAGUGGGCCUUUGGGAAGGCAUUCGUUAAGCACCACCGCUACGAGUUUGGAUUCACCCUAGAGGACCGGGACAUCAUAGUUGACGACGUUCGGGUCCGCGGGAUCGGCAAGAGUUUCCGCUACGACGAGAAGACGGUCGAUGACCAGCUUAAGACGAUUAAACGCCGGUCGGUCCCAUCGGCGAAGAAGCACGCUGGCGCCGAGGUCUACUUCGAAGCAGGCCGCCUCGACACACCAGUUUACAAGCUUGGUGAUCUGGAUGUUGGCACGACAAUUUCCGGUCCAGCUGUUCUGGCUGACGGUACACAGACAAUUGUGGUGACUCCAAAAUCAACAGCUCUGGUUCUUGAGACGCAUGUCGUGAUUGAUAUCGAGAAGGAUAAUGGCGGCAAGGGAGAGUCCGAGUUGAAGGAGAGCGAGAGGGAGGUCGACCCCAUUAUGCUCAGCAUCUUUGGCCACCGGUUUAUGGCAAUCGCGGAACAGAUGGGCAGGGCGCUCCAGAAAACGAGCGUCAGCACCAACGUGAAGGAACGGUUGGACUUCUCCUGCGCCAUUUUUGAUGCGACUGGUGGCCUCGUUGCCAAUGCUCCUCAUCUACCAGUCCACUUAGGUUCAAUGUCAACAUGCGUCAAGCGCCAGGCAGAAAUCUGGAAGGACGAACUGAAGAAGGGAGACGUCAUCAUAUCGAACCAUCCCUCUUACGGAGGGACUCACCUGCCCGACAUCACCUUGUUGAUGCCGGCCUUCAACGAGGCGGGAGACGAGAUCCUGUUCUACGCCGCAUCCCGGGCUCACCAUGCCGACAUUGGUGGCAUCACCGCCGGAAGCAUGCCGCCUCACUCGCGCGAGCUCUACCAGGAGGGCGCGUCGAUCAAAAGCGAGAAGCUCGUCAGCGAGGGCAAAUUCGACGAGGAGAGAGUCGUGGAGCUGUUCUACAAGGAGCCCGCCGAGUACCCCGGGUGCAGUGGGACGCGGUGCCUGGCAGACAACAUCAACGACCUGCGCGCACAGGUCUCGGCGAACCAGAAGGGCAUCUCGUUGAUCGAGGGGCUGAUCAAGGAAUACGGCGAGGACACAGUUCAGUUCUACAUGGUCGCGAUCCAGAACAACGCCGAGCUGCAGGUGCGGAACCUCCUGAAGUCGGUGUCCAAGAGGUUCGAGGGCAAAGACCUCUCCGCCGUCGACUUCAUGGACGACGGUAGCCCCAUCAGGCUCAAGAUCACCAUAGACGCCGACAAGGGCGAGGCUGUCUUCGACUUUGAGGGCACCGGGCCUGAGGUCUACGGCAACAUCAACGCCCCCGAGGCGGUCUCGUACAGCGCCAUCAUCUACACGCUGCGCUGCAUGAUCUCGGAGGACAUCCCGCUGAACCAGGGCUGCCUGAAGCCCAUCACGGUCAAGAUCCCGCCCAAGAGCCUGCUCUCGCCGUCCGACGACGCCGCCGUGGUGGGCGGCAACGUUCUCACCAGCCAGCGGGUGACGGACGUCAUCUUCCGGGCGUUCGAGGCGUGCGCGGCCAGCCAGGGCGACUGCAACAACCUGACGUUCGGGUUCGGCGGCAACGUCACGGGCCAGGACGAGGUGAAAGGGUUCGGGUACUACGAGACCAUCGCGGGCGGGAGCGGUGCGGGGCCCGACUGGGAGGGCACCGACGGCGUGCACACGCACAUGACCAACACGCGCAUCACCGACUCGGAGGUGUUUGAGCGCCGGUACCCGAUCGUGCUGCGCGAGUUCUCCAUCCGGGAGGGGUCGGGCGGCCGCGGAAGGCACCGCGGCGGAGACGGCGUUAUUAGAGAUAUCGAGUUCCGCAUCCCCGUACAGGUGUCCAUCCUCAGCGAGAGGAGGGUUUACCGGCCGUACGGCCUCGCCGGCGGGGAGGACGCCGAGUGCGGCCUCAACCUCUGGGCCCGGAAGGUGCGGAAGGCGAGCUGGGAGUCGUCGCUGCGUAGCCUGAGAAAUGGCAGGCCGGGGGCGGCAGGGCGGGGAGGGGCUGCGGCGGACGAGAAGGAGGGGAAGGAGGAGGAGGAGGGUAACGGGUACGAGGAGAGGUUCAUCAACCUGGGCGCCAAGAACAGCGCCCCCAUGAAGGCGGGUGAUCGCAUCAUCAUCUGCACGCCCGGCGGUGGGGGUUGGGGUAAGGAGGGUGAGGAGAAGGCGAGUAGGAAGCGGGCCGACCCCAAGGGAGCGUGGAGGAUGGCGAGCUACGCCGCGAGGGAGGACGCAGCUUUGCAGGCGUGAUGUGGGGGAACAUCUGAUGACCUUUGGGGGGAGGGGGCUAUGGUUACUUCCUGGAAUAUAUCUAAUCUAUCUAAGUCUUGAUAUUAUCGGGCUCCCUCUCCCACCCUUCUCCAGACACUGACCACGAGGGGGCGGAUAAUCCCGAUAUUGGAGUAAAUCUCCAGCUUCUUCCAGCAUUUUCUAGGCUGUUU
Phialemonium atrogriseum is the source of this 4540-nucleotide messenger RNA. Its product is annotated as hydantoinase B/oxoprolinase. Gene Ontology annotation, cellular component: cytosol. Lineage: Eukaryota; Fungi; Ascomycota; Sordariomycetes; Cephalothecales; Cephalothecaceae. The record is from RefSeq and is a predicted model, not a curated record. Gene Ontology annotation, biological process: glutathione metabolic process. Bases 210 to 4349 code for a protein of 1379 amino acids. Gene Ontology annotation, molecular function: 5-oxoprolinase (ATP-hydrolyzing) activity. The transcript is spliced from 2 exons.